GGAGUCUGAAUCCAGUUAAGUUCAGCACUUGCAGCUUUUGGUUCAUUUUCACUGUGGGAUUUCCUCAGCCCUAUAUGAAAGAUUAUUUGGAUGCUGACUCACAUGAUUUAUUUUAAAAAUGAAGCCUAUUUUAUUCUGGAUCAUUUGCAUUGCUUUGUUGCCCAGUUUAUCCUCAAUGGCAGUCACCAAUAAAACAGUGUGCCCGGUACUAAGGAAUUAUCGAUCUUACAAUAGACAAGGUUAUGCAGACAGUCUGGAUAUAUCAGGAUAUGACCUCGCUGAGCAGUUUUCUCUAAGAAAGACAUCCUGUGGAGGUGAAAAGACAUGUUUUAAGCUAGGAAGCACUCCUCUGAUCAAAGACACACAAAAACUAUUUUCCUCUGGACUUCCAGAAGAAUUCUCAAUAACUGCUGUUUUCCGUGUUCGACGUAGCACAAAAAAGGAGCGUUGGGUUUUGUGGAAAAUAUUGACCUAUGCAGGUAGUCCACAGGAUGCUAUUCUAAUUGAUGGUGAGAAGAAAGUUGUGGAGUUCACAGCCAAACAGGGUGGAACUACCUUGCACUAUACCUUUAAAAGUCGAGAGCUUCAUCAUCUUUUUGAUCGUCAGUGGCACAAGCUUGGGAUUUGCAUUCAGCAUAGUAUCAUUUCACUUUAUGUGGACUGCAAGUUAAUUGAAAGAAGACAGACUUCUAAGAAAGACCCUAUCGACUUCCACGGGAGUUCAGUGAUAGCGGGGCGUGCGUCUGAUGACAAACCUGUUGAUAUUGAACUCCAACGAAUAACAAUUUACUGCAGUCCAAAACAGGCGGCUCAAGAAGACUGCUGUGAGAUAUCCGAUGGAAUGUGUGAUAAUCAAGAAAACCUGCAGUCUUCUGUUCCUUCAUCUGUUAGCAAGUUACAUUCUGCCCAGAACACAGAUUCGCUGUCUGAAGAUAAAUGUUACUGCUUUCCAAAUAAGGGAGAAGCAGGUUUACCAGGACCCACAGGUUUGCCUGGGCAAAAGGGUGACCAAGGUGUUCAGGGUGAGAAGGGAAGCAAAGGUGAAAAUGGUAAUCCAGGCGAAAUUGGGGAAAAGGGUGAAAGAGGUUUUGAAGGACUUCCUGGCUCAAAUGGCCCCAAGGGAGAACCUGGUCUUGAUGGUAACAAAGGAGAAAAGGGAGACUUAGGUGAAAAGGGUGAGAAAGGAGAAACUGGUCAUGCCGGUCUUCAAGGAAAAGAUGGUUUGGAUGGUAUUCCAGGCCUUCCAGGUCCAAUUGGCCCCAAGGGAGAAAAGGGUGAAACUGGACCACCUGGACCUGGCAGCAUCACCUGUAAGUACAGUAUAUGCAUCAAGUACAGAUUAGUAUAUAUUCAUACAGUAACCAGCUGA
Messenger RNA from Bufo gargarizans (Asiatic toad), 1369 nucleotides. Its product is annotated as collagen alpha-1(XIX) chain-like. The record is from RefSeq and is a predicted model, not a curated record. The coding region runs from base 119 to 1369 and encodes 416 amino acids. The transcript is spliced from 15 exons. NCBI's taxonomy places the organism in Eukaryota, Metazoa, Chordata, Amphibia, Anura, Bufonidae.